UUGGCGUUCAUUGUCUAUGGUGUAAUAUGGCGGUGUUUCGUUGAGAGAAUAUUUGAGCUUAUAUUUUGCUAAAUCGCAAUCAUGUCGGAGGAAAAAACUGAAGUGGAGACGUUUUUCGGAAGGUGUAGAUGUUGCCUCACGUAUGGCUAUCUAAAAAACAUGUGGUUAGAACAUAAAUACAAUGGAAAUCCGGAAAUAUACGGCGAAAUGCUUGCCAAAUGUUUUGCAUUGACUUGGGAUCACUCUGAGGAUUCAGUAGACCAGGACCAGAUAUGCGAGGACUGCAUCAUUCGACUGCGAGAUGCAUAUGACUUCAAAAAAGUGGUCUUGGACUCACAGGAGGAACUCACAAGGAUUUUGGAAGAUGAAAACCAAGCCACAAUCAAAGAAGAAAGACUUGAUGAACAGCUCUUAGCUGAACAUGGAGAUGAUGAUGACUAUGAUGAUAACAUAAGUAAUACGGAGACAGAAUACAUAACGUUCAAUAAUGAUACGAUGGAGAGCAUUAAGGAAGAGGCUCCGGAGACGGAGUAUACAGAUAUUGAAUACUUGGAGGAUGAAGUAGCCAAUAUAGCUAAGGCAGAAGAUAAUAGCGUGGCUGAAGAUGUGGCUAAGGAUAGCGGUGAUUCUGUUUCAGACUCGUCCCAAUCAUACAAACGGCCGACUCCAAGAAAGAAAAGAGCAAGGGUUUCUGAACCUGAAGAUGAUGACGAUGAGAGUAAACCAAAAAGAAAAUGGCCACCAAAGCUCCCUAAAUCUGAAAGACAUAAAACUUAUAAACAGUACUCGGAGACGGAUCUAAGGAAAUGCUUGGAAGAGGUCCGCAGUGGAUCCCUAACACCUGCUGAUGCGUCACUCCAAUACAAUAUACCGAAAAAGACUAUCUGCGCUAAACUCAAAAUGACUUCUACAGAUGUCCAGUGGAAUGACACUGCGAUGGAAGAGACCAAACAGAAAAGUAAGAUCGUAGUAGAAAAAUUCAAAGAAAACGUACGCACGAUUAUAAAGUGUACCAACGCGACGCCCAUCAAGGGACACUGGGGCAUCGGAUACGCUUGUCUCCACUGCCGAUAUCAGACCCCAGAUCCGAUCCAACUCAAAAAACACACAUUAACCACACAUUUCUCAAAUUCAGAACCCAUAGAAACCGUAAAAUAUGUCGCCGACAUGGUCCUUAGAAUCGACAUAACCGAUCUCAAAUGCGAAAUCUGUGAUCUGCCAAUAGAAAGCUUGAAAGACGUAAUGGAGCAUUUGAAGACCAAUCACCAUCAACCGAUGCAUUUGGAUAUACCCAAUCAUAUAAUCCCGUUCAAGUUUAAUAAUGAAUUUUUGAAAUGCGCCCUCUGUUCGAAGCAAUUUGAUUUUUUUAAGCACCUAUCUGAGCAUAUGACUGAGCAUUACUCUAACUAUGAAUGCGGUGAUUGCGGCAAACACUUUAUUAAUAAAAGGGCUUUAAGAACACACGCGAUAAGACAUCAGAAAGGCGUCUUUGUUUGCGCAUUUUGUCCGAAAAUCUUCGAUACACGAAUCAAAAUGAAAGAACAUGAACGAGUUUUACACAUGAAAGGCUCUAAAACAAGGAAAUGUGGAUACUGCGAUGAGAAAUUCAUGGAUACAGUUAGGAAAAAUGAUCAUGAAGUCAAAGUCCAUGGGGCUCCAAUACCCCAAUUUUCUUGCAAAGCGUGCGGCAAAACCUUUGACAGCCAACGCUCUUUGAAAUCCCAUACGAACCACUUCCAUCUCUUACUAAGACCACAUCAAUGCCCGGAAUGCGGUAAAGGGUUCUACAAUAAAAACGAAAUGAAGAGACAUAUAGUUAAACAUACAAAAUUGAAGGAGUACCAGUGCCAAAUAUGUUCAAAGUACUACGUGACGAGGACGUCUUUAAGGUCCCAUAUGAAAAUUCAUGCUAGUCAGCCUACGUAUACUUGUGAACGCUGUGGCGAUACGUUCAUACAGAAGAAAGCGUGGAUACAGCAUGUUACUAAGCAUGCUGAAGAGGCUAAAGGCGAUUUGGAAGCUAAUUGUAAUGAUAAUUGUAGCCAGGAUAGCAUUUUUGCUUAAAAAAAACAAACAACGUCACCCCUUUUAUCUCCGAAGGGGUAGGCAGAGGUGCAUAUUACGGCACGUAAUGCCGCUAUACAAUGUACACUCCACUUUUCACUAUAUGUGUUAUCAGUCCCAUGUAAUAGGAGGUGAGCCGAUUGCCAUAUGCUGGAUACAAUUCCAGAAUCCGUGCUACUACUGAGAUACUUUCCCUCAGAUUUCAAAUAAAAUUAGGCAAAAAUGGUUGGUCGAGUGGUCGCAAAUGCGACUGUCGGGCAAUGGGUCUCGAGUUCGAUUCCCGGGUCGGGCAAAGUAUUACUGGUUUUCUUUUCGGUUUUGCCAAAAUUUCUCAGUAGUAUCACGGUGUCUGGAAUUAUGCCCAGUAUAAUGGCAAUAGGCUCACUCCCUAUUACGUGGGACUUAUAUUGUACAGUGGCAUUAAGUGUCAUAAUGUGCAAGGCACCUCUCUCUACUUUUUCCUACUGUUUUCUGGUCAUACAAAAGAAAGCGUGGAUACAGCAUGUUACUAAGCAUGCUGAAGAGGCUAAAGGCGAUUUGGAAGCUAAUUGUAAUGAUAAUUGUAGCCAGAAUAGCAUUUUUGCUUAAAAAAAAACAAAUAACGUCACGCCUUUUAUCCCCGAAUGGAUAGGCAGAGUGCGCAUUACGGCACGUAAUGCCGCUAUACAAUGUACACUCCACUUUUCACUAUAUGUGUUAUCAGUCCCAUGUAAUAGGAGGUGAGCCGAUUGCCUUAUACUGGACACAAUUCCAGCGUCCGUGCUACUACUGAGAUACUUUCUCUCAGAUUUCAAAUGAAAUUAAGCAUAAAUGGUUGGUCGAAUGGUUGCAUGUGCGACUGCCGGCAUCCCCUAUGCCCGCAGUUCAUUCGAGUUCAAUUCCCGGGUCGGGCAAAGUAUUACUGGUUUUCAUUUCGGUUUUUCCAAAAUUUCUCAGUAGUAUCACGGAGUCUGGAAUUCUGCCCGGUAUAAUAUGGCAAUAAGCUCACCCCCUAUUACAUGGGACUUAUAUUGUACAGUGGCAUUAAGUGCCAUAAUGUGCAAGGCAUCUCUAACUACCCCUUUGGGGAUAAAGGGCGUGACGUGACGUUACUUUUUUAGUUUUUCCUACUCUUUUCUGGUCAUACAAAAGAAAGCGUGGAUACAGCAUGUUACUAAGCAUGCUGAGGAGGCUAAAGGCGAUUUGGAAGCUAAUUGUAAUGAUAAUUGUAGCCAGGAUAGCAUUUUUGCUUAAUUUGUGUAGAAAUCAAACCAUUUUUCUUACUUUUUCCUACUCUUUUCUCAUGUUACUUUAGGUCAGCGCGCGAUAUGUCUUCUUUAAUGGGGACUACUGUAUUUUUGCUCGCCAGAUGGGACACACCAUUAGAAGUUCAAUAUUUGACAGCCGCAGUGAUUGGACAAACAGACCUGUUACUAAAUUUGCACCAUCUGGUGAAAAAACAUGAUUGCUCACAUCCCCCCAUUCGUUGAGACCUACUGCUUUUGUGUUCACUAGUGGACCAGGGACCUAGUGCGAGUAUCUUUUACGGGUAACGCGAUGGAAAUGUUUCCGCGUUUAGCCCUCUUAAUUGGUUGGCUAAAUUGGAGUAGCCAAUCAGAGGUGUAAAUGAAUCGGGAAGUCUUGUUUAUCCAAUCACUGUAGCUAUCAAAAAUUUAAUGUGCAGUGGUUUGAUACAAACCAAUUCUCUAUUCUGGAGCUAAUGAAUACCAAGCGGGUUACCGGGGCUCCGGCUCAAAAAGCAGGAGUAGGAACGGGGUGGUUUUUAGUCAGUAAGAGUCUGCCACUCCCUCUCGCCUCGCCCAAGGUGGAAGAGGUCAUUGGAUGAUUUUUUCCCCUCAAAAAGAUAAUUCUCUAUUGGACCUCACGCUACACUAGCGCUAUCUGCUAAAAAAAGAAACAGUAACUCUUAUUAUUAUGUGUGAUAUCAAAUAAAUGUGUUUUUGCAUAA
This is a messenger RNA of Spodoptera frugiperda (fall armyworm), 4012 nucleotides long. RefSeq names its product zinc finger protein 69 homolog. NCBI's taxonomy places the organism in Eukaryota, Metazoa, Arthropoda, Insecta, Lepidoptera, Noctuidae. Gene Ontology annotation, cellular component: chromosome; nucleus. Gene Ontology annotation, biological process: regulation of transcription by RNA polymerase II. Gene Ontology annotation, molecular function: zinc ion binding; chromatin insulator sequence binding. The transcript has 5 exons. Bases 82 to 2064 code for a protein of 660 amino acids. The record is from RefSeq and is a predicted model, not a curated record.